Molecule: messenger RNA, 1650 nt
Organism: Mytilus trossulus (common blue mussel)
Lineage: Eukaryota; Metazoa; Mollusca; Bivalvia; Mytilida; Mytilidae
Product: calponin homology domain-containing protein DDB_G0272472-like
Exons: 2
Coding region: 1-1650 (549 amino acids)
Source: RefSeq, a predicted model, not a curated record
AUGAAGCAGAUAGAAAGAAGUCUCAAAGAGAUGAUUCUUAUAAAAGAAAUAUGGAGAGACAAAGAGAACUUUCACAUAAAAGAGAGGCUAGAAAAAAAUGAAGAUUAUAGAAGGGCUGAAGCAGAAAGUAAAAAAUGUCAACGAAAAAAUUCUGCUAUAAGACAGAUGAAAAGAGAAAAAGAACUUGCUUCUAAAAGAGAGGCUAGAAAGGAUGAAAAUUAUAGAAUGGCUGAAGCAGAAAGUAAGAAAUCUCAACGAGAAAAUUCUGAUCUAAGACAGAUGGAAAGACAAAGAGAACUUGCUUCUAAAAGACGGGCUAGAAAAAAUAAGGAUUUCAAUAUAAGAGAACUUGCUUCUAAAAGAGAGGCUAGAAAGGAUAAAAAUUAUAGAAGGGCUGAAGCAGAAAGUAAGAAAUCUCAAAGAGAAAAUUCUGAUAUAAGACAGAUGGAAAGAGAAAGAGAACUUGCUUCUAAAAGACGGGCUAGAAAAAAUAAGGAUUUCAAUAUAAGAGAACUUGCUUCUAAAAGAGAGGCUAGAAAGGAUAAAAAUUAUAAAAGGGCUGAAGCAGAAAGUAAGAAAUCUCAAAGAGAAAAUUCUGAUAUAAGACAGAUGGAAAGAGAAAGAGAACUUGCUUCUAAAAGACAGGCUAGAAAAAAUAAGGAUUUCAAUAUAAGAGAACUUGCUGCUAAAAGAAAGGCUAGGAAAAAUGAAGAUUUCAAAAGAAACGAAACAGAAAAGAAAAAAAAUGCCAGACAAGAUGAAAACUACAGAAAACAUGAGUCCAAACGAGACUUCCACAGAAAACAAGAGUAUAGGUCACAUCCAGAAAAUUUAGAAAAUGAGCGUUUGAAGAAACAGAGUUGUAGACAGAAAAACCUAGAUAUAGACAGAUAUUAUGAUAAGACCGUCAAAAGCGCUAAAAGAAAAAACAUUGAUUUCACAGAUCAUGAGAAAGACUUAAAAAAGAAAAGAGUUCAAGCCAACAAAAUGGGAUUUCCUCAAAGACCAAAAGAAUUAAAUUUGUAUCCUUUAGAAGAGAGACUGUUGUCACUAAGAAUUCCUUUUAUGCAGAUUCGACAGUUGCCUAGAGGUGGACAGUUAUCAGUUAAAGGUAAUGUUGUAAAUGUACCUGUUGAAGUUCAACCUACAAUUAAUUCACUUCCACAUACAUUAGAGAAAUCGGGUACAAUAUCAGUUAAACUGAAGAAAAAGCUGGAAUUCAAAAAGUGUGAUUUUAGUGAAAAUGUAAGACCAUUUGCUGUCAUUUGUGCAUUACAUUAUUUGAUGAGAACAAGAGACUUGUACAAGUCUUCAGGAAUAGAAAUAAAUGAGGAUUGGAUUACAGAAAUAGCAGAAACAAAUGAAAAAGAAACACAAAAUGAAAAAAAUAGUACAGAACAAGACGAUGACCAAGAUCAAAAUGACUCAGAAGAUGAUUCCGAUCAUUUUAGUGAAGUAGAUGAAAAAGAAAUACAUGUUGGAAACACAGAUACACUGUUAGAUCAUAUUCCAGACGACAAUCCACUAUGUGACACAGGUUUUACUUUUGCUCCUGGUGAAGGUCAACGACCAAUUAGUCUCUACAGUGAUCCUGAUGCAGAGUGCUUAUCUUUUCCAACUAUAUUUUGUGGUAAAAAAAAGGCCAGAUAA